AUGACCAGCCGCUCCAAUGAAUUCAGCAGCCUCAGCAGCAGCUCUCUCUCGUCUUGGCAGGCAUCAUGGAACCAGAACAGGGGGAGCUCGGUGGUGACAUCCUCUGAACACGAUGGCUGCAGCAGCCCUGGUGGUCCAGCCAGCAGAAGCUUCAGCACCUCGAGUCUUGGUGGAUACACGUCUUCCUCUUGCCCAUCCGUCUUCAUCAACGAGAAGUUCUUGACGCCGCUGCGCCUAGACGUGGACCCCGUGUUCCGGGAGAGGAGGAAGCAGGAGAAAGAGGAGAUGAAAAUCCUCAAUGACCAAUUCGCAUCCUUAAUCGGGAAGGUCCAACGCCUGGAGCAGCAGAACAAGAUUCUCACGAUCAGGUGGAGCUUCCUGAGAGAUCAGGACAAUUCCCGUUCCGAGUCAGACAUCAAACUCCUCUACGACCAGUACAUGAGCAAACUGAAGCAAGAGAUGAGGGCUGUCGGCCACGAGAGAGAACAGCUGGAGUCCGAGUUGACUGAGGUGUUGAAGUCCAUGGAUAACAUCCGAAGCAGAUACGAGGAUGAAAUACAUAAACGGAGUGGCAUGGAAUUCACCUUCGUGGAGCUGAAAAGGGAUUUAGACGCUGGUUCCAUGCAUAGAACUGAGCUGGAGGUAAAACUGCACGGGCUUCAAGAGUUGAUGGAGUUAAAGAAAGCCGUAUACGAGCAGGAGCUUCAGGAGCUGCUGGCAGAAAUCAAGGACAUCUCCGUCGUCCUGGGGAUCGAUAACAGAUGCAACCUUGACCUGAGCCGCAUCGUGGAGGAAGUGAGGGCGCAGUAUGAAGCCCUGGCUUUCAGGAGCUGGGAGGAGGCAGAAGCCUUUACCUGGAGCAAGCUGAACGAAGGAACCACCCACUCCGCCACAUACAGGGACCAGCUCUUCAGCGGCCGGCGGGAGAUCGCGGAGCUGACCAUACACAUUCAGAAGCUGAGGACCUGCAUCGUGUCCCUGAAGAGUCAGUGCCUGCGUUUGGAAGAGGACAUCAAAGAGGCCGGGGGGGACGGCCAGCUUGCCCUCCGGGAUGCUGAAGCCAAGCUGGCCGAGCUGGAGGAAGCCCUGCAGAAAGGCAAGGAGGACAUGGCUGGCUUGGUGAAGGAGUAUCACGAGCUGAUGAACAUCAAGCUGGCCCUGGACGUGGAGAUCCUCACCUACAGGAAGCUGGUGGAAGGCGAGGAGAGCAGCAUGGAGUCCCCGACAUGCCCUGUCGUCAGCAGCAUCCACUCCAGCCCUAGGCACUUUUCAUCCAUCUCCAGCUUCUCGGGGUCUUCCCAGCUGGCUUCUCGAGCGAGGGGCAAUUCUACCUACGGAGUGACCCGAAAUGGAGCGGUGGCAGAGGCCGUCCUCACCAGGAGCCAGAGCAGCGGCUCAGCAAGUCGGGAUGCAGACGAAUGGCCCAGUGGGGCACGUCCGAAGCAUCGCUUGCUGUCCGAUGAAGAACACCGCCGUGUGGAGUCGAUCCCUGCGGAAUAGAUGCCAGAUGCAUUGGCAACUGUGCCUGAAGAAGGCCAGAAUGCCUCCUCCUGAAGCCCAAUUCUUGCCAACGUCUGCGGGGCCAAGAAUGGGAAUCAACCUCAAACCAGUUCUUGACGCCUUCCCAACUCCACUACUGGUUAGAAGUGGGACCCCCAUCCUGGCAGAACUUUCUUUGAAUGUGCCCAA
Molecule: messenger RNA, 1689 nt
Organism: Mauremys reevesii (Reeves's turtle)
Lineage: Eukaryota; Metazoa; Chordata; Testudines; Geoemydidae
Gene: KRT80
Product: keratin 80
Exons: 9
Coding region: 1-1500 (499 amino acids)
Biological process (GO): intermediate filament organization; keratinization
Cellular component (GO): keratin filament
Molecular function (GO): structural constituent of skin epidermis
Source: RefSeq, a predicted model, not a curated record